AUGAAGGUAAACAAACCGCAAUCGACGAGUAACUCGUUGACUCAUCCUACACAGCCAGCGGCAUCAGUACCGAGACACAAGGCCGCUACGAACGGAGGUGCGAGCGAUGUAUUGCAACGUAAAUCUUUUGCACAAGUUGCUCAGAAUGGUGUAUGGAAAACUGUACCUCCAAGUGACAAAUUGGUUGAUCAGAAGAAAUACAGAUUACAUAAUCGAUUUAAAGGCAAAAGAGGGAAUGCACUAUUGGAUUCUACGGUUAAGUUUAAAGCAUUGGAAUCAAAAACGACAUGCCGAAAAAUGUGA
Arctia plantaginis is the source of this 303-nucleotide messenger RNA. NCBI's taxonomy places the organism in Eukaryota, Metazoa, Arthropoda, Insecta, Lepidoptera, Erebidae. The record is from the annotation of a GenBank genome assembly.